CCAAAAUUCUCAUUCGUCUCUGUCUUCCGAAAAAUAAAGGAAUUUACACCAUAUAUGCUCUCAACAAGUAAAGCAAAGCAAUAUCUAAAUUCGCUUCAAAUUAAGCUCAACCUCCUUGCCUAUGGCGGACCCAAAUCCAUUCCUUACGGCUGACCAUAACCCUGAAAGAAAUGGAUCUUCCAGCCAAUCCCACCUGCAGGUUCCCGAUUUGGCCGUCCAAAAGAAGCCUAAGAGAAACAUGUAUGCUUUAGCUUGCUCUAUUUUAGCUUCGAUGACAUCGGUCUUACUCGGAUAUGAUACAGGAGUGAUGAGUGGAGCUACGAUUUACAUCAAGAAAGACCUCGGAAUCUCCGAUGUCCAAAUAGAGAUCCUAGUAGGGACCAUAAACAUCUACGCCCUUGUUGGCUCCGCCGUGGCCGGACGGACCUCCGACUGGAUUGGCCGCCGUUACACCAUAAUCUUCGCUUCGGCAAUCUUCUUUAUCGGAGCUCUGUUAAUGGGCCUGGCAACCAACUAUGCAUAUCUUAUGGUCGGCCGGUUUGUGGCCGGGAUCGGAGUUGGCUAUGCGCUGAUGAUCGCUCCCGUGUACGCCGCCGAGGUAUCUCCGGCAGCAUCUCGUGGAUUCCUCACUUCUUUCCCUGAAGUCUUCAUCACUUUUGGGGUAUUGCUAGGAUAUGUAUCCAAUUAUGCAUUUGCCAAACUUCCAACUAACUUGGGCUGGCGAUUCAUGCUUGGUAUUGGUGCACUUCCAUCAAUUUUCCUAGCUGUUGGUGUCCUAUUCAUGCCCGAGUCACCCCGGUGGCUAGUCAUGCAAGGUCGUAUAGGCGAAGCAAGAAGAGUCUUGGAAAAAACUUCGGACUCAUUAGAAGAGGCCAAAAUGAGAUUGGCUGAUAUUAGAGAGGCUGCAGGAUUGUCAGAAAGUUAUCGCGACCUCGAAAUCAUUUCUGUUCCAAAACGAAGCCGUGGUGAGGAUGUAUGGAAAGAAAUAUUCCUCCACCCUACACCAACGGUCCAACACAUUAUGUUGGUGGGCGUUGGCGUGCAUUUUUUUCAACAGGCGAGUGGCAUAGAUGCUGUUGUGUUAUACAGUCCCCGAAUUUUUGAGAAAGCUGGUUUAAAAACUGAGACGGACAGACUACUCGCAACUAUAGCCGUAGGAGUCUCGAAAACUAUCUUCACCUUAGUGUCCACAUUUUUCCUAGACAAGAUUGGACGACGAGUUUUGCUUCUUUCAAGUUGCGGUGGUAUGGUAAUCUGCCUCAUAGGUCUGGCCAUUGGAUUGACUGUAAUCGAUCAAUAUCCCGAUGAACAACUAACGUGGGCCAUCGCCUUGUGCAUUCUCAUGACAUUAUUAGCCGUUGCUUUUUUCUCGUCGGGGAUGGGUCCCAUUGCAUGGGUCUACAGUUCCGAGAUCUUCCCAUUGAGGCUAAGGGCCCAAGGUUGUGGUAUGGGAGUCGCAAUGAAUAGAUUCAUCAGUGGGGUGAUCUUAAUGUCAUUUAUAUCCCUGUACCAGAGUAUUACAAUUGGAGGGGCUUUCUUUUUAUUUGCAGGGGUUGGAAUUAUAGCUUGGAUUUUCUUCUACACAUUGCUACCGGAGACACGGGGAAGAAACCUGGAGGAUAUGGAGGUCCUGUUUGGUUCUUUCUGUAGAUGGAGAUCCACCAGUAAUGCAUUAGAGGAGAAGAAGAAGAGAAUGGAGGGCGAUUUUUAUGGACUUCCUAAACCACAGUAACCUGGUAUGUCGAUCUACGAUAUUAGACCCGUAAUCGACUUUAUUUAAAAGUGAAAUAAGUAGAAAUCUUGAUUGUUGUAAUAUGCACUACUUGCUGAGUAGUGAAAAUGCUUGUGGUCAUUUUUGUUCUUUGUAAUAGCUGGCUUGGUGCAUGCAGACGUUCUCAAGGGAACUUCUCCUUGUAUUGCAAACACUCCCCAGUAAUUUCUUCAUAUCGAAAGAGUCCUGUCCCAUUAUUAUUUGUGUACACGAUUGGUUGAAUAUGAUAAAAUGCUAGUUCUCAUGCAAUUUAUUAUUUUUAAA
Olea europaea var. sylvestris is the source of this 2035-nucleotide messenger RNA. RefSeq names its product putative polyol transporter 1. Gene Ontology annotation, biological process: transmembrane transport. The record is from RefSeq and is a predicted model, not a curated record. NCBI's taxonomy places the organism in Eukaryota, Viridiplantae, Streptophyta, Magnoliopsida, Lamiales, Oleaceae. Gene Ontology annotation, molecular function: carbohydrate transmembrane transporter activity. Gene Ontology annotation, cellular component: membrane. The transcript has 3 exons. Bases 122 to 1732 code for a protein of 536 amino acids.